AUGACUCAAGAAGGAGUCGGGAAAGAAGUAGGAACCUCGGGUGGCGUGGCCAGUCCAUCCAAACAGGGAACAUCAUCUCCUGGUGUCGCGGGUGAGGGCUCAUUUUCCGAAGAGAUGGAAGAAGUCUCGAAUAUGUCUAAUGGCGACGCUACCAAGAAACGGAAGAAGGUUCUAGAUUAA
Messenger RNA from Glarea lozoyensis ATCC 20868, 180 nucleotides. RefSeq lists its product as uncharacterized. Bases 1 to 180 code for a protein of 59 amino acids. The record is from RefSeq and is a predicted model, not a curated record. The transcript has 2 exons. NCBI's taxonomy places the organism in Eukaryota, Fungi, Ascomycota, Leotiomycetes, Helotiales, Helotiaceae.